This is a messenger RNA of Paramisgurnus dabryanus, 3845 nucleotides long. RefSeq lists its product as uncharacterized. Gene Ontology annotation, biological process: negative regulation of nodal signaling pathway. NCBI's taxonomy places the organism in Eukaryota, Metazoa, Chordata, Actinopteri, Cypriniformes, Cobitidae. The record is from RefSeq and is a predicted model, not a curated record. Gene Ontology annotation, cellular component: cytoplasm.
AAUUAAAUUAAGUUAUACAUUUAAACUUAUAUAAUGUACAUCUCAGACGUCCAUAACCAUGAUUCACAUUCUUCAUCUAAAAAACUUGUCAAUUCUGUUCGAAAACUUCACCAGCCAAUCAGCGGCAAGCAUUGUUGGUCUAGUCUCCGCCCCUUCAUACUUUUUUCUCACAGCAGUGAGCGGCGCGUGAGGGUGUAGUGUAUAACCGAAUCCACAGUAUCAUCAUCAUCAUCAUCAUCAUCAUCAUGAUCGGAAUUAUAUCCGACGCGAUGACUGAAGCCUCUCAAAAUGGUUAGGUGGGGAAGAAUCAUUGGUCGAUGAGCGUUUCGUCUAAUACAGGGUUAAGACCUUGAAAGUAUGCCUUUGUUACACGCGCCUCCCCGCGAAAGUUAGCGCUCGAGUUGCCUCGGUGCUGCGUUUUCAGAGCAGGAGAGAUACAUUGUUACGGACGCUGAAUUUUAAGCAUUGCCCGUGUGGUUAUACAGCACUGCCCAUGUCGCACAUCGCCGAUGCUGCAUUGACAGUCGGUGCUUUGCGUAAAGGUGAACCGUAAUUCAUCCGUUCACCGGGCGACCGCCUCAAAACCGAUUUUGCGCGCACAAUGGCCGGUCGUCGCAGUUGCGUGAAUUCGCUAUGGUCAGGCAGCGAACGGGUUCGUAUCGGGGAGCGAUUGAAAGCCACUCUGGCGGGCAUCAUGGAGUUGGACCUGCUCAGAGGACGACAGCUGGAGAUGGUGGAUGCGGUACUGGAGGCGACCACAGCGACCGCACACCGGGGGGAAGAACAGGAGAGUGUCGCCGAGGAUGGUGCCGCAGCCCCCCACAGGCAACAGAGUCUGUCCCCAGCACACCCUGAUAUGCCUUGUCUGAGCGCAACAGGAGAUGGGAUAAGCUCACGCUGGUCCACCUUGUCUUGGGAUGUCCCGUCUGAUCUGAUAUCCUCAACCACUCCGGACCUCUCGGGCACCACAGCACUUGACUGCGACUCCAGACCCAGCUCAGGCUUUUAUUCGGUCAGUGGGAGUUCUCUCUCAGACUCUUGUUAUUCAGUGUCCAGUGAGGCAGCUGCUGGAGGGGCAGUGAAAGGGUGCUGGAGGCCUCGCUCGCUGGAUCAUAGCGCAACCCAAUGGAGGGAGGUUGAAUCUCAGAAUGCAGAGUGUCCUGAACGGACAGUGGAGAAACAGGACAGAAGGCCCUUUUCUACUGGGGAUCUAGAAAUCAACAGCCUCGUAUUCCUGACAGACCUCUGUUCCAGUUUGGGAGGAAUACACCCAGGCUCUUUUCUGCCCUCUUCCAACUCCAGUCCACAGGUUCAGUUGGACCCCAAAUUCUGCUCAAACCUAGUGUCCCGAAAGACAAAAGAGAUCUACCCUUACCCUAGUCCACUUCAUGCUGUGGCCCUCCAGAGCCCCCUGUUCACCUCCUGCCAGGAACCUUCACCUACCCGCCUCUCCCCCAGCCCAGAGAGCGAGCAACCUGUAGAGCCUGUGCUUGAGGAACCUCCCAAGAAGAACCAGUCUCCACCUUCUCCAUCGUUUACUCAGCUGGAGCUAUACAUCAACAGAUUAGUCCAUCAGUAUCACAGCAGGAUGGCAGCUGAAACUUCCAGUCGUGGACGCCAAAAGAACAUUGCUGGUUACGAGGGGCUUCACCCCAGAAGUGUGUCCUCUUCGAGCCUGUCUGGAGGUAGUGUGACUCCAUGUAAGUCUAUAUUAGGAAAUUCGUCGAGAGUCAGCCUGAGCAGUAUUGGCAAACAUGCAAGUCGCAAUUCCAUCAACCUUGGCAACUUGCCCUCUGUGACAGGAGAGGAUUUCAACAUCAGCUUUCAUUUGAAUCUGAAUUUGAACCUAAAUCCAAAUCUGAACAAGACAUUGAAUUUUGAUGCUAAAAAUGUAAAUGAGGAGGUAACAGGGUCAUGUGGACAUCUUUCUGCCAGUUUGGUAACUCCAACUGCAUCCCCUUCUUCUUCUACGUCUACUAUCACCAGCACUCCAAAUUGGAGCAGGAGACCAAGAAUCUCCACCUGCCCCUCCUCAGUGAACCACCGUGGGUCUCUGGAGAUAACUGGAAAGACCUUUACACCAAUGGGCUUCUCCAAAUCACUAGACUGGAGUGGAGCCUCAAGGGAAGAGGUGGAGGGCUGUCCUCCAAUCAAAGCUUCAAAUAGCCCUCUUAAACUUAAUGAGGACUCAGCAUUUGUAUGUGAAAUAUCUCGUGUAUCAGGACUGCCAAGAUCUGUCGUCAUUGGUUUGAUGGAGGAGGGGGUGGAGUUGGAUACAGAAUGUUUUAGAAGUGAAAGAGGUGUGGGAUCUGCAUCUCCAAAUAAUGUUCCUACACUACACUCUACCAGGUCUUCAUUUCAACUUCCUUUCGGACUGGAACAAACUAAUGUGACAUCAUCAGCAAAUGUCUGGACUGGAAGUGCAGGCACAGGACAGGACUUCUUAUCCCAGCAGCACCACUUGCAAGUUUCCCACUCCGAUUGCCAUUCGGCACUUACAUCACAGUCAAGUAGCCCUCAUUCGGACAAUUCAGGCCCCACACCCACUCGUUCCUCUCCCAUCCUACCUUUCCCACAUAAUCAGUCAGACCCUGGCUCUUCUCCUUGCUCCUCCCAGACCAGAGUCCACUCCCCUCCUCGGUUACUUUCUAAUUCACCUUUCACUCCUGCCCAACUAUCAGUGUUUCGCCGUGACUCCCCAUCCCAGUGCUCUCUGCCACGUUUUCACCCAUGUAGUUCCCCACUGGAGGGUCUCAAUCGACCUCGCGGAGGGUCCCUCAGGCAGAAUGCAGGGGUUGGAUGGAAGCCUCAAGACAGAGGCUGGAGAAGAAGUGGCGAUGGAGAUAGACUGUACCAGGGCAAACAUGCUUCCAGAGAGCUUAUCCGAGCAUCCACAGUGAGUAGUUACUCCGGCAGAGACUAUAGCAUCGGUUGGGAGGAUGAAAUGGGCACUCAGACACCUAAAAAGGGUGGAAAGUUCUGGAAAGGCUUUGAAGCACGACUUUGGGGAAGAGAGGAGGAAGAGGCAGAGAGAGACGAGAGGGCCAGUGGAUUCACUUGGAGGCACACCUCUUUGAAAGAAACGUCAUCCACUAGUCACCAACAAAGAGGGAGCAAUUCAAAAAAGAAAGGAACGAGUUGGGACGGCAGGAGCUCCAGUCUCCGGUUGUCCAGGCGAGCGUUAUUCCGAAGCGAGUCUCAGGGAAUACUCGAGCCACAGAAACAGGAAAGCAAUCAGUGGCGGUCCUCUUUUGAAAUCAGCCGAGCAGGCCGGGGAUCCGAACGAAGUCGCCAUCUUGUGAGAAAGGAAGAGAAGCAUCAUUCUUCAACUGCCAGUCUUUUCCAUCUCUCUCGUUCUCAGAGCCUAGAGGGAAGCAGUCGCUCGCUCUCUCCUCUUUCGUCCUCUUCUCUCUCUCCCUCCCCACCUCCAUCAGCCCCUCUUACUCGAUCCAGAUCAUUCCGUGACCUUGGAAGAAAAGUUUUCGGCUCUAUGAGGUCCCUCAGUUUCAAUAAAAAUCAGAAAUCAAAAAAGAAAGAUUAGUAUUUAUAGUACAAGAAUGUUUAAAAAUGGGCGAAACCAUGCUGCCAAUUUUUACUUCUGCUUGUGUAGGUGCUUCUGCAUGCCAUUUGUGAUGUGUCUUUGUGCACUGUUAUGGUCAUAGUGCUGCUGGUGUUGUUUUUACUAUGAACCUUUAAUGCUUAAGCACUCUAAAGUAUUUACUGACCAAAUAAAGAAAAAUAUGUCGUGCUCAGGACUUUAUGGAAAAAAUGUUAUUUGAUAUUUGAAAUAAUUGUUGAAAGUGCUAAAACAUGAACGAGUAUCAAUAAAAGUAUUUCCAGUUGAA